AUUAACAAUAUCACAAUUUAAGUAAAUCGUUCAUUCUAGGAUAUUCAGAACCAAAGUGACUUUGUAGUCUUAAUGCAAAAACAUUUAGGAUCUGCCAUGUGUCUUUAUACAUUCCUGUCUGUGGUCGUCUGCUGUGACGCGGAAGAAAAUGGCGUCGAGUAGUGAAGUGCCGGUAGAAAUCAACCAGAGUGGCAUGUGCACAGCAGAAAAUUCGGUAUCAAAAAUGGAAUCCAUGGAAGUAACAGAAACUACCUCUGCGUCAAACAAAGAUGCAACUCCAUCAUCUUGUAGAGAAUCUGUUUCUGUGGAUGAUAUGACAUCAAGAGAUUAUUAUUUUGAUUCGUAUGCCCAUUAUGGAAUUCACGAAGAAAUGCUAAAGGAUGAAGUGCGUACAGUGACUUACCGUAACUCAAUGUACCAUAACAAACAUCUGUUCAAAGGCAAAACAGUCCUUGAUAUCGGUUGUGGAACUGGUAUACUCUCAAUGUUUGCUGCUAAAGCCGGGGCAACCAGAGUUAUUGGUAUCGAGUGUUCCAAUAUUGUUGAAUAUGCAGAAAAGAUUGUAGAAGCAAACCAAUUGUCGAAUGUCAUAACAAUACUGAAAGGAAAAGUUGAAGAAGUUUCAUUGCCUGACGGCAUUGAAAAAGUUGAUAUAAUUAUUUCUGAAUGGAUGGGUUAUUGUUUGUUUUACGAAUCAAUGUUAGAUACAGUGCUUUUUGCUAGAGAUAAAUGGCUUCGUGAAGAUGGUAUGUUAUUCCCUGACAAAGCAACUUUAUUUAUUUGUGGCAUCGAAGAUAGACAAUAUAAGGAUGAGAAGAUUAAUUGGUGGGAUGAUGUAUAUGGAUUUGAUAUGAGUAGUAUAAGGAAAGUAGCUAUUAGCGAACCUUUAGUGGAUGUUGUGGAUCCCAAGCAAGUUGUUACAAAUGCAUGUCUUAUCAAGGAAGUUGAUUUAUACACUGUAACUAAGGCUGAUUUGGAAUUUUCGUCGCCGUUCACUCUACAAGUUCGCAGAAACGACUAUGUUCAAGCACUAGUUACAUUCUUCAACAUCGAAUUCACCAAGUGCCACAAACGUAUUGGCUUUAGUACAGCACCGGAAGUACAGUAUACUCAUUGGAAACAAACUGUGUUCUACUUUGAUGAAUAUAUGACGGUCAAGAAAGGCGAAGAAAUAUAUGGUGUGUUUUCAAUGAAGCCCAAUGCAAGAAAUUACAGAGAUCUGGAUUUCAGCAUUGAACUAGACUUUAAAGGAGAAUUGUGCCAAGUACAUGAAACUAAUACUUACCGUAUGCGCUGAUGUCUAUCCGAUUAUUCAUCUUCUUCCUUUUAUUUUCAUGAUUCAUAACACUGUAAUCAAAUAGAAAUCAAGACUUUGAUUAUCUCAUUGGAUUAUAUUAGAUGAUUUAAUGAAAUUUAAUAGUACGGUACAAUGAAUGGUGUGACUUAUUUAAAUGUUUUUAUCCUUGAUUUUAAGAAGUUUAGAUGCUUCCUGCUUGAGAAUUAUUAGAACGUCCAAAACCUUGAUUAAUCUAGUUAGAAUUUACAAUAUUCAAGAGAAUAAGAUCAAUAUAUAACUUAAUCACAAACAAUGUACAUUUACAGAACAUUAUGUAAGAGCAUAUGAGAAGUAUGGGUAUUAGACAAUUCCAUGUUUUUACUUUUUUCCGUGACCACGUUACAUUACACAUUGGAAUAUUUUCUGCGAUUGUCUUAUGUGUAACUUAUAAUUUUCAAUGAUCGAAUCGUAGUAAUUUAAUACUAUAUACGGUAAAUUUAUUAAUUUGUUCAAAGGAAUAUACUACUUAUUUACCACGUUU
Messenger RNA from Osmia lignaria (orchard mason bee), 1817 nucleotides. RefSeq names its product arginine methyltransferase 1 (gene Art1). Gene Ontology annotation, cellular component: nucleus. The record is from RefSeq and is a predicted model, not a curated record. Lineage: Eukaryota; Metazoa; Arthropoda; Insecta; Hymenoptera; Megachilidae. Gene Ontology annotation, biological process: chromatin remodeling; peptidyl-arginine methylation, to asymmetrical-dimethyl arginine. Gene Ontology annotation, molecular function: protein-arginine omega-N asymmetric methyltransferase activity; protein-arginine omega-N monomethyltransferase activity; histone methyltransferase activity.